This is a messenger RNA of Trifolium pratense (red clover), 1730 nucleotides long. Its product is annotated as PLASMODESMATA CALLOSE-BINDING PROTEIN 1-like. The record is from RefSeq and is a predicted model, not a curated record. NCBI's taxonomy places the organism in Eukaryota, Viridiplantae, Streptophyta, Magnoliopsida, Fabales, Fabaceae. The coding region runs from base 332 to 1255 and encodes 307 amino acids. The transcript has 4 exons.
AGAAGAUGACCACUUUGCCGGCCGUUUACCAUAAUGCAACUUUUCCCUUUGUAUUGUCCUUUCUUUUUGAACCUUCUCUUGCUUGUUAAAUCCAACUAUACAAUGUCUCUUUUCUCAAGUUUUCUUAAUAUUCUUCCUUCUCGCUUUGAUCCAAGAAAGCUAUGAUUCUCUAGUUUCUAUUAUUAUUAUUAUAUAUAAAAAAAAAAGAAAGGUGCAUGUGAAAAAGAUUAAAUUCUCCAUCACAAGAACAUUUGAAGUACUUCUUAUGUUUAAUAAAUCUUUGCAUCUCAAACAUUUCUCAUAAACUUGAAAGAAAAAUCAAAAGCAACGCAUGGAGGCUGAAAAUAUGGGAGCUAGAAGUUGGCACCUCGUGUUAUUUUUUCUGUGUCUUUCCUUUUGUUCAGGUCUAGGUACAGCCAUAAGAUUAAGAGAAGAUUCACCAUAUGAAUUUAGUAGUACUCAAUUGGAUUCAAUUCCAGUUGUGAACCCUACAACACCAGGAACAGGAAAUCCUUAUCCAACAAUCAACCCAACAUCUCCUCAACCACCUGACACAAGUACAGGACAGACCCCCCCAACUCCAGACACCUCAAGCCCAACUAAUCCAUAUUCAAACCCAACAAGCCCAACAAAUCCAUACUCAACCCCAACAAGCCCAACUGUGACUCCCACAACACCAACAACUACAACUCCAACAAGCCCAAUAGGAGGAUCAUCUGGUGGUGGUGGUGGUGGUGGUCAAUGGUGUGUUGCAAGUCAAUCAGCUGCAGAGACUACUUUAAAGGUAGCUCUUGAUUAUGCUUGUGGAUAUGGUGCUGAUUGUUCUCAAAUUCAACAAGGAGGAGUUUGUUUUGACCCAGAUACAUUGAGAGACCAUGCUUCUUAUGCAUUCAAUGAUUACUAUCAAAAGAAUCCUGCACCAACUAGCUGUGUAUUUGGAGGAGUAGCAUCACUUACAAACAAAGAUCCAAGUCAUGGGAAUUGCCAUUUUUCAUCCUCCAAAACAAGCAUAAGCCCACCAAAUUCACCAAGUCCACCUACUACAAUGACUCCACCUUCACCAACAACUAUGACCCCACCAAGUUUUAUGACACCACCAAGCAUGACAAUGCCUGAUCCUGAUGGAGGAUCAUCAUCGGUCUAUGGUUCACCACCAGGAGGAAGCCCCAAUAUAGCCACAUCUACUUCUUAUUCCAUACUCCUGCUACUUACAACCGGCCUUUGUGCGACACUUCAUGUGCAUAAUUACAUAUAGAAGAGACUAACAUGUGUCAGACACCGUACGAGAAUUAUAUCUCCGACCCUUGAUUGGAAUUCAGUCUUCCAGAAGAUUUUGCAAGAUUUCAUUGAAGUGUCAAAGUUCCAUAUUUGUGAUAUGAAUGAAUUCUUGCAACUAAAAUUAGUACUACACAACACUACCUUGCAUCAAUGUAUCCUGUUAGUAUUAGCAGAUUUAUUUAUAGGUUAUUGUAGACAGUUCUACAGUAUUUCAUACACACAAUAAGUUAUUAGAUUAUCUAUUUCAGAUAAAGGGAUACAUUACUUAUCAUAAAAAAUACUUGCAAUCUUUAGCAUUAUGGUGACAGUGGAUGUGUGAUCAGUUACUCGCAAAAAGAAUAAAAUUUUACACUAGCAAUGACUCGCAAAAAAAUAAAAAUUUACACUAGCAGUGUAUGUCUAAAAUUCACAACUCUACAAUUUAACACAUACUAUUUGACGGUUCUUAAAUA